AUGAAAAUGUUCAGAUUUUCUUUUAUAUUUUUAGUUUUAACCAUAUUAAUCGGUGCAAAAUGUGAAUUACAUUUACAAAUAAUCAAAAACUAUAAUGACUUUCUCACCCCCGUGACUGAUAUAGUCGAAGAAAAAGCUGGAACAUCAUUCUCAUUAAUUUGUGAGCUCAUUGUUUCCAAUGACAGCAAAAAUUUCCUGGAUGACAAUCUAAUGUGGAUGAAAGAAGAGAAUGUCUCAAAUCAGACCAGGUUCAAAACAAUUCUCCAAAGCAUUCAGGGCAUCAACAAAUUGGAAAAAAAAUUCAUUCCUCUGCUAGUAGGUGAUAAUGGGAACCAUUACUGUGUUAGUAGAAAGUUCAACUUGUCUAAGAAAGUUUUCAUUAAAACAAUUGAUAAUAAUCGCAGAAAUGAUGUCAGAUCAUUGAGAGAAACAAUUUUCUGUAAUGAACUGAUGUUUCAAUGUGUUUCAAAUGGGCUCUGUAUCAUACCCCACUAUGUCUGUGAUGGAAAGCCUGACUGUAAAGACUCAUCUGAUGAAUCUCUGGAGCUAUGUAAUGGUGACCCUUGUAAAGAUAAGAUUCCUUGUGAUGAUGGAAGAUGUAUUCCAAGCAGUUGGUGUUGUGAUAGCCAUCAUGACAUGAAUUGUUCAGUCACAAAUAGGCCUAAGUGCUGUCAAGUGUUGAUUAUACCAGAAUCUUAUGAAGAUUUUGAGUAUCCUAACGUGAAUCAUAUCCAGCACAGUGGUACAAGAUAUCUGUUCAUUUCAGUAUGCAUCGUCAGCAUCCUCUUCUCCAUCGUCCUGCUGCUGCUCAUCAUCUCCAAGGUGAUGAUCUUCGCGAGGAAGACGGCGUUGCGGCAACAGCACCAAUCGCUGUGCGAGAACAUCGCACUGCGCAAUCGCACCGACGUCAACGUCAUCGGAGCGGAUUUCCGUCCAUCGAAUGUCUAUACGGUCCGGUCCAAUUCGCGCACGCCCAGAUUGGAUGUGAUCAUAGAUGCCUCGGAGGUGAACGACCCUCUGUUGUUUCCCCCCUGCCGGUUCGGGACGGGAAGCGAGGCCGAGUACGGCGAUCGGCCGCCUUCGUACGUCGACGUGCUCAGGAGCAAGCUGAUCAGCGAGCCGCCUCCACCUUACACGAGCAACGAGAUGCUCGACGACCAUAGGGGGUUGCCCGUGGGUAAAUGA
Molecule: messenger RNA, 1185 nt
Organism: Phaedon cochleariae (mustard beetle)
Lineage: Eukaryota; Metazoa; Arthropoda; Insecta; Coleoptera; Chrysomelidae
Source: the annotation of a GenBank genome assembly